AUGAAGAACCCAGCCAGGCAAAAACGAUCCUCAGAGUUCGGAAUUUUCGACUUCCUAAAAGAUGUCGCAGAGACCUCUGGUAGAUGGGUCAACUGGCAAAUCAUUCGAGGCAAACGAUAUGUAUGGUGGGAGACUGAUCGAGACGUGCUAUCUCGAUGGGCGCAAUCGAUCAUCGAAACAGAAGAGCGUCUGCGCGAAAUCACCCAACACGAGAUCUUCAUCAAGGACUGUAUCCAGAAAGUCGGUGCCCGGUCCGACGAAACAGCCAAAAUCGUUCUGACGGAUAUGAUCGAGGAUAUGAUAUCCCUAGACCACGAGUACUCGCGCAUCGAACGCAUAUAUGACACGAUGGUAGCGGGUUGUCCUGUCAGCCCUAUCAAGAGCGGAUAUCUGUGGAUUCGAAAGCAGCCGCAGUGGCAUCUUAAGAAUGCUGUGAAAAACCUCCUGAUUUGA
Penicillium griseofulvum is the source of this 453-nucleotide messenger RNA. RefSeq lists its product as uncharacterized. The record is from RefSeq and is a predicted model, not a curated record. The transcript has 2 exons. The coding region runs from base 1 to 453 and encodes 150 amino acids. NCBI's taxonomy places the organism in Eukaryota, Fungi, Ascomycota, Eurotiomycetes, Eurotiales, Aspergillaceae.